Molecule: messenger RNA, 668 nt
Organism: Pelodiscus sinensis (Chinese soft-shelled turtle)
Lineage: Eukaryota; Metazoa; Chordata; Testudines; Trionychidae
Source: RefSeq, a predicted model, not a curated record
GGUGAUGGGACACCCAGCUGGGACUCUCCAUGCUGCUCCAGAAGUGCAUCGCCAUCGCUCUUUGGAAGCUCACAUCGCCAGACAGCUACCGCUCUGCGGGGAUCCAGUCCAUCCUGGGGAGAUCAACUAUUGGGACGGUGUUCAUUCAGGCGGUCAAGGCCAUCCACUCUCUCCUGCUGCGGAGGGUCCUCUCUCUGGGCAACAUGGACCCCAUCAUCACUGGCUUUGCCGCCAUGGGCUUCCCCAACUGCAGGGGGGUCAUUGACACCACCCACAUCCCCAUCCUGGCUCCCGACCACCGGGCUGCAGACUAUAUCGAUAGAAAGGGGGACUUUUCAAUGGUGCUGCAGGCCCUCGUGGGCCACGGGCCAGUUCACAGACAUUUACGUUGGAUGGUCGGGGAAAGCGCAUGCCGCCCACAUAUUCCAGAAUUCUGGUCUCUUCCACAGGAUGCAUGCUGCAUAGUGGUGGAAGGGACCCUCAGCCGCCUCCAGGGGAGGUUCCAGAGUCUCCUCACUUGCCUGGACCUCGAUGACUGGAACAUCCCUUCAGUGGUAGCGGCCUGCUGUAUGCUCCACAAUAUAUGCGACAACAAGGGGGAGACUUUCCUAGUUGACGUCAUCUUUGAUGGCAUUAUGGAAACUUGUACAAAGAAUAACAUCAAAUAG